Molecule: messenger RNA, 3583 nt
Organism: Labeo rohita (rohu)
Lineage: Eukaryota; Metazoa; Chordata; Actinopteri; Cypriniformes; Cyprinidae
Gene: terb1
Product: telomere repeat binding bouquet formation protein 1
Exons: 22
Coding region: 215-2710 (831 amino acids)
Biological process (GO): meiotic attachment of telomere to nuclear envelope; homologous chromosome pairing at meiosis
Source: RefSeq, a predicted model, not a curated record
AAGGAAUAUGGAAGUUCUUCCGUUGAAAUAGCGUUGGUCUUUCAUGUUGACAUUUCUCGCCUAAUCCACAAUAUCUGCAUACUUCUUUUGUAAAAAAUGUAGGAUUGGGUCGUGGAUAUAAUGUUAGCUAACCAAAACUCCUCAGCCCGAAGGAUAUAGUGACACUUUGAGCGUGUUGGUGAAAAUGAUGGUUUAAUGAGUACAAAAAUGAACAAUGGAAGCUACCAAGACAGAUUUGCGUCUGUUACUGGAAUGUCUGAAAUACCAGAUGAAAUGGCCUGGGUCACAGAAACAAGCUCUUCUCACAAUCAUAUCAAUCUGCAAACAAAAUGCUCAGUAUGUGGAGUUCUUUAGAGAGAUUGGAGGAAUUUCCUUCGUCUAUAACCUGUCAAAGUCCAGCACUUUCUCUCAGGUUAAAGAGACCGCUCUAUUUACACUUGCAUCUUUGGCCGAAUUACAUGAGAGCUGUAAACAGUCACUGUGCAGAGAGGAGACGUUUCGUGACUUAGCGCAGCAUCUGGAACAGAAUAUGCCUCUGACGGAAAAAAGAGUAGCGGUGUACAUGCUGUCUGUAUUGGUUGCCAACAACAGAUGUGGACAGACUCUUGCUAAAACCUCUAGGUGUAUUGAAACUUUGCUCAGUUUGUUCAGGCACAGUUUUCCAGAUUCUAACGCAUCUUACGAGCAGCUGCAGUUGUGGGCCACUGUGUCUAGUGCUCUCUGUGGCUCCGUCAACAACCCUCAGAAUGAGGAGAAUCAGAACGCAUGUAUGCACAUGUUUCCCCUGUUGAAUACCUGGCUGCAGGAAGUGGCAUUGCCCAGGGCAGAGCUGGCACAGCCUGUAUGCUCAUUUAUUGGCAUGACUGUUGCAAACAAUCCUUGUGCUCAGGAGUAUUUUGUAUCAGUGGGAGGCCUGGAUUCAAUCGCAGACACUCUCAUCAGAGUUUUGUCUCAGUCGGCGCACAGUGCUUCUGCUUGUAAGGUGGCUACAGUGAUCACUAAAACACUCUCUGCCUGCAUCACCAACAACGAGCAGUUGGUAUCUUCUUUAUCAAAGUUGAAGGUCAUUCCAGGGCUGUUGAGUCUGUUGUCCAGCCCAAACAUUGACCCACAAGACCAGCUUGCUGUGGUGUUGACAAUUGGACAGUUCACAGAUGCCUGUGCAGAGCAUCAGUCGCAGUUGUUGUCGGCAGGAGGUUUGCCUGUUAUGAUUUCCCUGCUUACUGAAGCUAGUGAUGAAGAGGUUAGAAAGGCAGCCAUGUUCGUACUGCACACCUGCAAGAGAAUCACUGAAUCAUUAGGUGCAGGCAUGUCAACUAUGGAUCUACAGGAGGAGAGUGACUUGGAGAGUCACUGGCGGUCCGCUGGAGAAAUCCUCCAGAGAAUACGGCAUCUGGAGAAAAAGAUUGGUGUGAAACUGUGGGAAAGGGAUGCUGAAAUCCAGCAAAGCAGCAAUCAGAGGUCGGCCUCAUCUGUGGAAUGUAAUGAGGCAUGGUGGGAGGGUUCUGUGAUCCGAAAGGUCAAAGGGUACCAUCGAGUAUGGGAGUUACACACAAACCCUGAAGGAACUCUAGAACAGCCAGUCACAAAUGAAAUACCAUACAGCAAGGAGAACUCGCAGUGUGUCAGCACUGAAGAGUGUUUGAGUCCUGUCCAAGUCACUCACUUUAAAGGCCCUAGCUGGGAAAAGGGCAACGAAAGAGAGCAUGAACAAAUGAGAGAGAAUGAGAGGAAUAUUGACAACCUGGAGACAAGGACAGAGGGAGAUGUGAAAACGAGAGACAUGGAGAGGAAAAAGCAGUCUAAAAGAGUGGCAAAGAGAUUUAAGAUAUUGAAUCUAGACUCUGAUGAUGACGAUGGCAACAAACUUCCACAGCACUGCAGCACACCAGUAGGGGGCGGCAGAGAUACACAGGGCCCAGAUAUUUUCAGACAUCCCGAUCCCAUGAAGAGAAACCAGAGCACACACGGUCACUCUGAUGAUGAGAUGUCUCUGUGCUCUGAGCUUUUGGACAGAGAAAUUAACAGGUUUCUGAAGCCACCAUCGGCCUCUAAACCCAGCAGUCUACGCUGUUCAGGUUGUGUGAAACAUAUGAAUGAGAUGGACAGUCGUACGUUUGGUGCUGUGUUGCGUAGCUGCAGGUUUCAGUGUGAAACGCACCUGGUGCUACGAGAGGCUGAGGAUCGAUUUAGGAGAAGCCAGCAGUUAAAGAGGACUAGCUACACUCUAACACACACUCACAUCAACACACAUGACAAAAACAGAAAGAGCACUAGUGAGGAUACAGAGAGGAGCAAGAGGGAAAAACACAGGCUGAGUCAUCAACCAUCAGACAGAUAUGUUAGGCUCACACCCCUGAGAAGACAGAGAGAAAUACACAGUGUUAGGCUCACACCCCUGAGAAAACCGAGGAAAAUACACAGCCCAGGCAUAAAACAGAAAAGAGAUCACAGCCAUCUCAAGAAAACCUCAGAAGACUGUCUUCCAAAAAAUUUUUCAGGGAGACACAGACAGAGGCAGAACUUUUCUGCUGAUGAGUUGCUUUACCUCGAUAUGGGUGUGAAGAGGUUUGGUCACUCCUGGAACUCCAUCCUCUGGACGUAUCCCUUUCAGCCUGGACGUACCAAUGUAGACCUGGCCAAGAAGUACCAACACAUGCAGAAAGCCAAAGCACGGGGUGUGGAUCUGUCUGGGGCAGGAGACACAUAAAACAUCACCAGCUGGACUCAUUUCUAGCCAUCACGAUUUGUUAUAUUUUAUUUGAUCAGUUAUGCAUUGUAUAUUUUUGUUGUAGAGUUUUGCUAUAUAACGCAGUGAUUUGUUAGAAAAUAACUUUAAGUUUUCCACUAGAGAAAAGGAAAAAAUAUUUAGUUUCAAAUGUUAUAUUUUCCCCUGUACUCCAUUUGCAAAACAAGUCACGUGGGUACCACAGUUACCUGUUUGUUUGUAUUCAGUCAAAUCCAUUUUAUUUGCAUGAGAGUCCACACUGUAUGUAUAUUUGCAGGUUUACUUGUUGUGCAACAGUAGAUCCCCUAGAGCCAUGUCAUCUAAAUUCAUUCCUCUUAUGGCUGAAGUACACAAAGCUCUGUUAUACAAGGAUAAUGAGGCAUGACAUUUCCUUGAGAUUCCAGCAAACGGAAGCAGAUUAAUAUUUCAUCAAAAACUUUGCUACGCGUUCAGUACAGCAAACUCAGUUCAAAGAUGUUUAUUUAUGUAAAGCCUAAGUUUCUCGGGAUAACAGCCAGAAAGUUAACCUUAAAAAAAAAAGUCCCACGAGACCCCUUUUUUCUGGAAAGAAUGUCGCCCCUCUCCCCAAAAGCUUCGCUGAGAAAACUAAGAGAGAUGGUGCUUGUUAUCUUCCCAGAAACUUCCCAGAAAACUCCUAUGUAUUGGGAUUGUUCAUGCACUUCUGUGUUGAGUUUUGGGUUUGUACUCCAAAUUAUUUCUAACAGCAGAGGCAUUGCUGUAAUAUUGAAUCAAGCUAUUUCCACAUAUUUAUGUUUUGUUCAAAUGUUUGACAAGUUACUUUUGCAUAACACAAACAUACUUGAUUGAAUACAAAAUACAGAUUGAGGAACAAUG